AUGGAGCUUUUGGGACUGAAAUCUGCGCACCACCUCGAAGAUUCUGAACAAGUCGCCGAACAGGUACGAAAACUGCAACGUGCUGAGGCAGCUCUGGAAGCCGAGCAUGGUUCGUUUGUGCGGUUAUCGCAGUUGAGCUGUGAACUUGUGGCUCGUCUUGAAAAAAGUAACGGUGCUGCCGCAAACGAAGUACGUCGACGUCUUGACACCGUCACACAACGAUGGGAUAAUCUAGUGGCAAGGAUCGAGGAACACAGCAGAACGGUAAGAAAUCUUCACACUUACUGA
Messenger RNA from Cooperia oncophora, 288 nucleotides. The record is from the annotation of a GenBank genome assembly. NCBI's taxonomy places the organism in Eukaryota, Metazoa, Nematoda, Chromadorea, Rhabditida, Trichostrongylidae.